This is a messenger RNA of Synchiropus splendidus (mandarinfish), 5849 nucleotides long. RefSeq names its product WAPL cohesin release factor a (gene wapla). The record is from RefSeq and is a predicted model, not a curated record. The transcript has 20 exons. Lineage: Eukaryota; Metazoa; Chordata; Actinopteri; Syngnathiformes; Callionymidae. Bases 313 to 3861 code for a protein of 1182 amino acids. Gene Ontology annotation, biological process: regulation of chromosome condensation.
CAAGCAGCGCGGAGGGAGGGGAGAUUUUAAUGGCCGACAGUUGCACUACAAUUUGCAAAAAGUCCCGAUUAGAAGCAAAAAUUGCAUGUCCCUCGAGUCUUUUACGUGGACACGAGCACUGCCGCCGAACGGAUUGCUUUAAUUCAUGUGCUAUUUUGUAAAAAUGUCCUAUUAGUGUUGAUUCUGCGCGGACUUUUACCCGCUUGAUCUGUGAGCGGGGGGAGAUCAGGCCUAGCCGGCUGGCUAACAAACAGGCGCUCGGUGAGCAACUCGCCGCAUUUCAAAGGGAAUAUGUAACAUACAGCCAACAACAUGACAUCCAGAUUUGGGAAAACGUAUAACCGCAAAGGUGGUGAAGCCAAUUCAAAAUUUGAGGAGGUUUUUUCCAGUAAAAAACCCUCUCUGACCACAAAAUGGGGCGAGACCACUUACAAGGCUAAGCUAGGCCCCAAAAGGCCCUCCUCAAACUCGGAUGUUUCUGGACUUCCGAAAAGACCGAGACUCGAGGACAGUGGUAGCGAUGAUGACCCUUUCGGGUUCGACAGUGACGAUGACUCCAAGACGGUGACAUCUCAGACCGAGCCCAAGGUCAAUGUCAAUGAAGGGAAUGGGUCAAAUGUGGCUGCAGUGCAAGUCGUCGGUGCUGUUGCUGCUCCGACUGCUGCACCGAAGAUCCCAACUGCUACUACCACAACCCCAAGCCAAUUGCGACCUACAGAUGGAGUUGCUAAAAAUAGCAAGCCCUGGUUCAAAAGCACGCCAGACAGCAGCCAGAAGUCUGUGUACACAGCCUCUGCGUUUAACACAGUACCUUCUAAUGAGCAAAACUCAGGAACACAGAAGUUCAUCUUCACUUCGUCAAUGGAGACGACUGUUGAACAGGAUGCUGAUGCACCAGGUGGCAGUGGAGACUUUGAGACUUCUGUUGCCUCAGGGCCAUCGGAAGGCAUUCCAAGUUCUGAGCUAGAAACUCAAACAGAGCCUCCACCAGAGCCAGUUGACAACAUACCCCCUUCCCCAUUUACUCUGAGGGCCUCCAACUGCAAGAAAUACCAGCGGCCCAGUCGGCCUAACAAAACUUCCCAUGAAAUUACUGAAACCAAUAGUGACAGCGUCAAGCCUGCUGUGGCAGCGACUGCCCAGGCUAAACCCAACAGUGCCAUUCCUGCCAAUGCAAGUAAUUCUGCUUCAACUGUUAACACGACAGCCAAGCCAGCUGGCAGGGGUGGGGGAAGGGUGCGGGACUAUACAGUUUUGCACCCCUCCUGUGUGUCGGUGUGCAAUGUAACAAUCCAAGACUCGAUAGAGCGGAACGUGGAAGAGCUUGUGACCCCAGCUACGCCGGCAGAUCUUGGUGAGGCCGGACAGAUGAAGAAGAAGUCGGAGCCCCCACCACAAAAAACAAACAGAUACAGACCUGCGCAGGCAAAGCCCAAAAAAACCAAGACUGAGACCAAGCUGGAGUUCUUUGGAUUUGAGGACAAAGACGACCAGGAAGCACAGGAGAGUUCAGAUGUUGGCGUGGCUGGAAAGACAAGUUACAAGAUCAAAUACUUUGGCUUUGAUGACCUAAGUGAGAGCGACAGUGAUGACGACAGUGCUCCUGCCAAAGAGAAGAAGGCCAAAAAGUCUGCAGCCAUGUUGGCCGCUCUAAGCGCCAGUGUGGACAGUCCUCAUACCAGUGACUCCCAGGAUAGUCAAGCCAGUAGCAAUACAGCAGAUGCUUUUGACUUCUCUGAUGACUCCAGUCCCGGGGGCACUGACGGACAAAAAGGACGCGCAGCAAAGCAGAUCGAAAAAUCCAAGGAAAGUGGUAUUGGAUUCAAAAAGAUCUUUAGUGGGCCCAAAAAGUCGCCUGCUAAAGCGGUAUACAACGCUCGUCACUGGAACCAACCAGAGCCUGAGGAGAUUCCCACUCCGCCGCUCUCUCGAUCUCAAACAGCUCCGGCCAUUUUGUCGAGCUCCAACAAGGACAGCAACUCCCAUAAGGAUGAUGGCUUGUUCAAAGCCCCUCCACCUCCACCCAAAGUCAUUAAGUCAGAAACCAUCCCAACGCGUCUCAACCAGGAUAUUGUCACGGCUCUCAAAUGUAGAAAAGAGCACAAGGAGCUGUACACAGUGGUGCAGCAUGUGAAGCACUUCAAUGACGUCGUAGAGUUCGGAGAGAAUCAAGAGUUCACGGACGACUUUGAGUACCUGCAGACGGGUCUGAAAAGCAGUCAGCCUCUCAACACAAGAUGCCUUAGUAUAAUCAGUCUAGCAACACGAUGCGCAAUGCCGAGUUUCAGGAUGCACCUACGGGCGAGAGGGAAAGUGGCGCAGGUUUUUAAAAUACUCAGUGAUGCUCCCCAACACCCAAACCUGGCUCUCUGCACAGCUGCGCUAAUGUACAUUCUGAGCCGAGAUCGUCUUAACAUGGACCUGGACAGAGCCUGUCUGGAGCUAAUGAUCAAGCUCUUGGAACUAGACCAGGACUAUUCAGCCCACCAGGAUCAACUCACUGCAAAAGAGGUGGCUAAGGUCAAGGAGAAGAUUAGAAAGCUGUGUGAGACUGUGCACAAUAAACACCUUGACUUGGAAAACAUCACGACGGGUCACCUUGCAAUGGAAACCUUACUUUCCCUGACUUCCAAGCGAGCAGGUGAUUGGUUUAAAGAGGAACUGCGGCUACUUGGGGGAUUGGACCAUAUUGUUGACAAAGUCAAGGAGUGUGUCCAGAACUUGAGCCAAGAGGAUGACAAGGAGAAUCUGGUGGCCUCUUUAUGGGGCGCAGAAAGGUGUCUUCGGGUACUUGAAAGUGUGACAGUGCAGAACCCAGAAAACCAAGGCUACUUAAUUGCUUACAAAGACUCUGAACUCAUUGUCUCCUCCGCCAGAGCUCUGUGGCACUGCGAGGACAUGAUUCAGCGGUACAGCAGGGCAUUAAACAACAGCUCCUUGACAUCAUCUGGUGCAUUGUUGCCACACUGUAGUUUCAGUAAUGUUGGAAAGGCUGUGGAGGACUGCAUGAGGGCCGUCAUUGGAGUGCUGCUCAACCUCACGCACGACAACGAGUGGGGUAGCACAAAGACCGGUGAGCAGGAGAAUCUCAUUGUAACGGCCCUGAAUUGUGUCCUGAGAGUCCCACGUUACAUUCCCCCGGAGCAGCGCUUCGACGUCAGAGUCCUGGGGUUGGGACUACUUAUUAAUCUUGUGGAGUACAGCUCAAGAAACCGGCACUGUCUAGUCGAUUUGGAGUACAAAGUUGACAACACAUGUCUAGAAGACUCACUGCUGCCUCCUGCUGACCCAAAAGCGUCAGAGUCGGUUUCACAGUGUGAUGCAGAGCCUGAGGGUGAUGGGACAGAGAAACUGAAAGAAGAAGCCUCUGGUGCUUUAGCUGCCCUGGUGAAGCUCUUUUUGGAGCGAGAGCGUGCAGCCAUCCUGGCAGAGGCGAAGACUGAUGACCUCAUCAGUGAGGCACCCAAGCCAGCACUGGACCAAAGUGGAGAGUGGCAAGAAACAUCCGGGGAAAUCCAGUGGGUGGAAGCUGAAACCAACGACAGCCAAGAAGAUAAGAAUGCGAAGGAGAAGAAAGAGGAGGAGGAUGAAGAGUUGGACCUAAAUAAAGCUUUGCAGCAUGCAGGCAAACAUAUGGAGGACAGCAUUGUCGCCUCCUACACGGCUCUGCUGCUGGGCUGCCUCUGCCAGGGGAGUCAGGUCAACGUGACUACUGUGAGAGAACAUCUGCCUAAGGGAGAUUUCUCCAUCAUGACGGAAAUGCUGAAGAAAUUCUUGAACUUCAUGAACCUCACUUGCGCCAUGGGCACCACGGGACAAAAGUCCAUCUCACGGGUCAUCGACUACCUGGAGCACUGCUAACGGGGGGUUCUGACUGCACACUUGCGGGGUCGUCUGAGCGCAUUCCCCAUCACGACAGGAGCAUCAGUGGCGUCAUGUAAAGUAGAAAGUCUCUAUCAACCUCUCUGGAGCACAGCCUCAACCAAAGCCCCGGCAGCCCACGGAGUCCCGGCAUCGGCAUCAGAUUGAACGUUCCGAGCGAGUUGUCGGUCCGGAUCGCCCAGAUUCCAAAUACUGUGUGGAAUGUUGAAGACUGGAUGGUGGCGACAGACACCGCCGUUGAUUCCUGGUCCACUGGCUGGAGUGUGAACCUCUGAAUCAAAUUUCAUGGGUCAUUUCCUUUUAAUCUCUGCAUAUCCACGUCAAAGCCGAGGGUGAAAUCAUCGAUUCACAUGAAAAACAAUCACUGUCAUGGAUGCCCGCGUGAUGUCUCUAUGCGUGUGCGGAAUUGUUUUUGAAUGCAUACACCCAUAGACUAAUAGUUUGCUGUCGAGUUGAAUGUUGAAGAAAAGCUUUUAAAAAAAAUUAGAUUUAUAACCUUCCUUAACCUCAGCGGUUACUUUUACGAAUCCUUUGGUUUUAGCUGUUUUAAACUAUCGAGUUGUCGUUCCGUCAUGCAGGGCAUUUCUUUUCCUCUCAACAUGUGUUGCUUUACGAAAACACCCUGUGUAUCUGCCCACUGUUAGACAUUUCUCUUAGCUCGUCCAGUUUUUUCCCCCCCUCCUCCCACCGUCUACCCGGACAUAUUUUAACAAGCUUAGAUCUUAUUUAUAUUUUAACACAGCCUGUGAUGAAUUGUGUGCUUCCGUUUUCAAUCUUUCAUCAGAGCAUCUAUGUAUUUAAAUGAAGCCUUCCUCCUGGUUUGCGAACGGAAGCGCGUGUCCUGCGUGUCACCUCCUUGUAUCAUCCUCCUCGCCCAGGUGUCGGGCGGUGGCUGGCCUCCUUCUCAGACUUGGUGACAGCUGUCGAACUUUUAGGGUGAAUUAAAAUAAGUUGAACAAAGGAAGACUAUUCCUCCUCAAUACUGGAGCGAUGAUGCCAGAAUGAUUUGAUGAAGUAGAGGAUUGCGUUUCGACUCAAACGUUGAUCGGCAUUGUCAGUGCCAUAUGGGCUCUGGAUUAUAUUUGCAUAUUUUAAUUAUAGCGCGGAGGUCUCUCAAAUGAAUCUUGCCGUCACAUUUGCAGUAAUACUGAGCAGUUUGAGUUGCUGCUGUCCCCAAAUCUGUCCAGCCACUUGGUUGCGGCAGUGAUCUGAAUUUCUGUCUUUUUUAUCAAACAGUUUUGCGCGAUGUUCGCGGUCACAUGACCACCUGGAGAUUUCCUCAUUAGAGCUGCAGAGUGAAUCAUAAUUGAAUCAACAUUGUUCAUUAAUUUCAGACAACACAGGCUCCAUUAUGCGCUCACGUUUGAGCACCAGGCCUUUUGUUGUGUGCUUUUAAAAGAGGCCAGGCUUCAAAUGUCGACUCAAUAGAAACCAACCCAGUUGUGACCUGCUUCAGUUCAUUUCCCCAGUGGAGCAGUGAGAGUUGGAGCCCGUGAAAAUGGCCCUCAAAUUUGAUUUUUCAAUAUUGUCUUUGUGCAUUCAUUUCCUAUUUGCGCAUCAUUCAUAAUCCCGGUUAUUUAUUCUUUUGUGCCGUGAUCUUGAACCCGUGUCUAGCCUCCCUCUCGUACUGCUCCAACUGAUCGAAUGACAGCCAUACUUGCAGAUCCUACCUGGUUUGCAGGGCUUCAGUGAACACGACUCUGUUUACUGUCCCUUUCUUUCGCCGGUCCAAAUGGAAUUGUAGAAUGUAAAUACUUGUGUACAUAGUGGUCAAUGAAAUAUGAUGCUUAGACUACUUUUGUUUUCCUUCCCCUGGAGCUGAUAUUUUUAUUUUAUACUAUAUUUCUGAGUUGUCAUUUUGGAAAAUUGCAGCAAGAUUAAAAACAAUGUUUGUACCUGUUUCAAGGACACCGUCUUUGGUUACAUGUAAAUAUCUCAAAAAGUAAAAAAAAAAGUUGCUACUUUCA